This is a messenger RNA of Vitis vinifera (wine grape), 1135 nucleotides long. RefSeq names its product protein PEROXIN-4. The coding region runs from base 470 to 943 and encodes 157 amino acids. The transcript is spliced from 6 exons. The record is from RefSeq and is a predicted model, not a curated record. NCBI's taxonomy places the organism in Eukaryota, Viridiplantae, Streptophyta, Magnoliopsida, Vitales, Vitaceae.
UCAACUUACUCUCAUCAUUGACUCUUACCUCCGCCGUUGAUCAUGAUUGUCUCACUCAAUAACGCUUUUGAUUUUGGUACUCUUAAAAAAAAAAUUAUCAUUUAUUUAUCUUAAAUUGUUUAAAUUAUUAUUGUUUAUUCUGAAAUUUACAAGAAAUAUAUUAUAUAAUGAAUUUUAAUUAUUAUUUUAUAAAAUCAUUAUUGCAACCCAAAAUAUUAAAAUAAUCAUCGUCAACAACCGGAUCUCAACCGCUUAUUUUGACAUUGAUAUCUACGGCGGAGAAGACAUACAAGACAAUUAAAAGGUACGCCGCGAUACAUUUGAUAAUCGAAGCGCAUUUCUGAUUCGGACAAGCCCCAAAUCGAAGCAAGGGGAUCAAGGCGUCUCCCUUGGAUACUUAAACAGUUGUCAAGGGACAUUCACAUCUUUGACCUUUGAGGCAUAUUAGAUUUGCCAAGCAGCAAACAAGAUGCAGGCAUCAAGAGCUAGGCUUUUCAAGGAAUACAAAGAGGUGCAGCGGGAGAAAGCAGCAGAUCCAGAUAUUCAACUUGUCUGUGAUGAUUCCAACAUAUUCAAAUGGACUGCUCUUAUCAAGGGACCAUCGGAGACACCUUUUGAGGGUGGUGUUUUCCAGCUUGCUUUUGCUGUUCCUGAACAGUAUCCUUUGCAACCUCCUCAAGUUCGGUUCUUAACAAAGAUAUUUCAUCCAAAUGUGCAUUUUAAGACAGGAGAGAUUUGCCUUGAUAUCUUGAAGAAUGCAUGGAGCCCAGCUUGGACACUCCAGUCUGUAUGUAGGGCUAUAAUUGCUUUAAUGGCUCAUCCAGAGCCUGAUAGCCCACUAAACUGUGAUUCAGGCAAUCUUCUACGAUCUGGUGAUAUAAGAGGAUACCAAUCCAUGGCUAGGAUGUACACUAGGCUUGCGGCCAUGCCCAAGAAAGGGUGAAGUAUUGGAGCGCUGUUUGUAUUCUUGGAUGUCAAAAGAUCAUAUUGUUACUAUCCUGCAAGAACUCCUACGUCAAAACCUCAAAAAAAGAAAGAAAAAAAACUUCAAAUUCUGAAUGGGACAUGUAAUUGGUGGCUUGCUGUUGUAUUGAAAGACGUGACUCUACAUUUAAUAAGCAGCUGAUUUUUAAGA